AUGGACAGAUCUUUUGUCAAUAGUUCUCCAUUGAACACUAGCAAAAGCAAAUAAAUGUACACCUUCCCCAAAGCCAAACGGUGGGUUGAUUUAAAGGACAAUCUAUGUCCUCCAAUAUAUUAAUUACCAACUACUUUAAGCAAAAGAGCAGCAGGCAUUGGUUACGGCAAGAAAGUGAAUCUCACUCACGAAACCAUCACGCCAGCUCCCAAUUUCUAUUAGGUCCAUCAAAAUCAAGAACAUGGGUGGACCAUGGGAUUAGGAAGAGAUCAUGCAAACAAAUAUGAGAGCAUAUUCUUGGGACUAGUCCAAAAUACUCCAGGACCUGGGACUUAUAAAUUCAAAGAUUCCCUCUCUCCUGUUCGUUACAGCAUCAGACAGAGAUUGUCGAGUCGUAAAGAGAAAGAACGAAAACCUGGACCAGGUCACUACAACUUACCAAGCAGUAUUAAUAGCAGAGGGGUAUACACUCUUAGUCAAUACAGAAAUUCCGGAGCCAUAGUCUUGGCUCCUCCCAAAACCCAUUCAGAGAGGAAGAUGAAGGAUACUACCCCUGGUCCUGGCUCAUAUAAAUAGAUUGGAAACAUGGACCCUUUGGGAACAUACUUCUGCUCAAAGUAUAGUGCAAGCAAAUGCAACAAAUUUCCAAGAGCGCAGCGUUCUAUGUCUGAUAAUCAUAAUCGCUCCCCAGGACCUGGGACAUAUAAAUUGCCCUCUGAUUUUGGGUUUUGA
Molecule: messenger RNA, 732 nt
Organism: Paramecium tetraurelia
Lineage: Eukaryota; Ciliophora; Oligohymenophorea; Peniculida; Parameciidae
Exons: 5
Source: RefSeq, a predicted model, not a curated record